AUGCUGCUCUCACUUUUGAACAGCCCGGUCCUAAGCGCCUUGAAUUUUGCUGGCAAGUUCCAGAGGCUGUAACGUAGCUUUGCCCACAAUCGCAGGCUGACAACUAAACUUUAUCCCAAAGGCAUUUGCAAGGAGGGCUUGGGGUCCUCGGAAACGCCCCGGAUGAAACGAUGGUGGGCUGAGAUGAUCGACCAGUAGAUGCUGGUGCUUGCGGGUAUCAGCUUUGAGCCUGUUCCUUUUAGUCAGGUGAGGACGCGGUUACUUGAGAGUAAGGACCGUUGGCAUCAGUAGGACUUUCUGGCUGAGAAAGUUUAAGAGUGUGGGGUAAGAAGAGAACUGGGGUGUAUUAUUAGGUGAGGGUUCUUCUGCGACACAGAACAUUAAGGCAUAACUCACCUAAUGCGAAGUUCCCGUUUCCUUAGUCUGGGUUUGUAAAGCACCGGCUGCGCACCACAGGAUGGCGCAGCGCAAUCCUAAAAGUGUUUACUUAGCAGUUUCCCCCAGAGUAUGACUGGGCUUUGCCCUAGUCAUCGGACAAGCCUCUGCCUGCUUUCUCGUAAGCAAACCCCAUUCGUUCCCUUAGGACUUAACACCUGACAGGUUAGGUUUGAGCCUCAUGUCUUUAGGAAUGUGCCCUUAAUCGAAAUAAAACCUGGUUGAUUUUAAGAGCUGUUCCACAGUGGCUGCCUCCGAGAAGGUGGUAGAUUCUCCUCCUUUACCAGGUUUCAGUAAGAGCGGAUUGGACACUCGAUGCUCUUUCGGGUUCCCGCCAGCUCAGGAUUAAAUGUCAUUACUUCCAACCAGAGCUAAAAGAAGGCUGUACUCCCAAGCAAGUUUACUUGGAAGAAAAUCCCCUAGGCUUCAAUCUUGCUUCUGAGUAAACAUCGAUAGACUGAACUAUAAAUUUGUUUAGUGUAGUAGCGGCGUAUUGGAUUAAGGGCUGGGGAGACACCAAUUCAAAUCCCCACUUAGCCAUGAAGCUUCAUGAGCGACCUUCUUGCUAAUCGCUAUCUUUCAGACUAACCCACCUCGAAGGGUUGUUGUUACAAAAAUGGAGUGGGGAAAAGAAACUAUGCACACUGAGCUCCUGGAAGUUAAGGCAGCAGAGAAAUGUAAGGCAUAAAUAAAAUCCAUGCUUGUUUGAACAAGGAGUAAGCCAGUGGAACUAUUUCCUAGUCACUUGGGGAUCCUGUACACAUUUGCCCGGAAGUCCUGCUGAAAUCAUUAUUGCUUCAUUCCCAGCUAACGUGCGGAGGCUGGGGAUGCAGGAGAGCUUAGGGUAGCAACACUAAGGAAGUACAAGCUUCUGUUUCCAGAGGGGAAGUGAGGACUUCAUGGUCUUGUAGAGGGUGGUUGUCUUUGGAUAGGCAAAGGCUUCUUACUUCACUUCCUCCACAACGUGAUAUGUCAACCCUGCUGCGUUUGAGGGUCCUCCUCCUGCUGAAUGAGACUCUGGACUUCUGCCCCCAAAGUCCUGCCUGAGUGUACCACCGUCUAAUUCCCGCCUCCUCCAGCCAGAAUUUCUGCUGCUACUCCUGUAACAUGGAAGGAGAGGACUUGUAGAUGCUGGCCUCCUGAUCAAAGCAAAUGCAGCCAGAAAUAAGUCCCUGAAAAGCUGGGUGCAGACAGUGGUGCAACAAGUUAAUUUUAUACUCUGGGCUUAAUGUCGUUUUUUUAAAAAGGAGCAUGUGUGUUACUUUAGUUGUGAAGCCCACAAUUAACAGUGAUUUUCUCACCACUACUAUCACCUCCUGGCCAUUCCAUGUUUUACAAUUGCUUCUACAAUCCUAAUAUGUAGGACGGCUUUAUUUAAUUAUUUAUUUUAUUUUAUUUACUGGUCACUUUCUUUUUUACCAAAGUAACUCUAAGUUACUUACAAUACAAAACAAACAAAUACAUUAAAGUCAGGUUAAAAUGAAACAAAAAAAUUCUAAAAGACAAUUCUAUUUUUAAAUAGGUGGAUUUAAACAUCCCACUCAAUCAUGGAAGCCAUGAUAAUGAAAAGCCCCUGGGUGCCUAAACGCUAUGCAAUGAUGGAGCCAGGCAUGCUUCCCUGGGAAGAGAUAUCUAUAUACAGGGAGCCAUUACUGAAGAGUCCUGCUCUUGUAUUGCCACCCUCCAGACCUACAAAGAAGAGCCUCACAUGAUGAUCACAGAGUCUGGGUCAGUUCAUGUGGGGAGAGGUGGUCCUUGAGAUUUGGGGCUCCUGAGCUUUAUACAUCAGAACCAGUGCUUUGAAUUGGGAUCAGAAACUUAACUGGUAACCAGUGCAGUCGAGCCAGGAUUGGUGCAAGGAAAUAAACAACUAUCUGACUUUUAGAAGACAUCUGAAGGCAGCCCUGUUUAGGGAAGUUUUUAAUGACUGAUGUUUUAAUGUAUUUUUAAUAUUUUGUUGGAAGCUGCCCAGAGUGGCUGGGGAAACCCAGCCAGAUGGGUGGGGAAGAAUUAUUAUUAUUAUUAUUAUUAUUAUUAUUAUAUCAUGCGCUCAGGCUAUCUUGCCACAGUGAGCAACCUGGCUGCUGAAUUCUGCACCAGCUGCGGUUUCUAAACUGUCUUCAGAGGCAGCUCCAUGUAUAUGCAUUGCAAUAAUCUAACUGAGAAGUUACCAGAGCGUAGUCAACAGAAAUCAGAAGUUUGCUGGGCCACCAGCCAAAGCUGAUGGAAGGCGCUCUGUGACCCUGAAGCCACUUGAGCCUCAAGUGACAGUGAUGGAACCCAAAGUAGCCCCAAGCUACUGCCUGCUCCUUCAGAGGGAGUGUAACCUCAUCCCAUCCUUCCAGUCUGGGGAACCGUUCACAACCAGUGCCUCAGUCUUAUCUGGAUCCAGUUUAUGGGCUCUCAUCCAGUCCAUUACGAUUUUAAAAAUGGAAAAUAAAAAAAACAAAAGCGUGUGCAUUUAAGCUCACUUUAAAUCACAGCACCACCAUAACCACUGGGAUAAAAUGUGUCUGCUGCCCUGAUGCUAAGCUCAUUCACUUGCAGAAAAGGGCAGUACUGUAUAUUUUUAAAUGAAAUUGGAAUCAGUAACCAUGCCCAUGCACCCUGCAACUCCCUGACUAUAAGUUUUAAAAAGAAGAAGGAAUACUGAUGCCAGUCCUCUUUGAUGUGCCCCCUCGCAAUUCAUCUGUCAAUCCCUGAGUAGAGAGAGCCAGUGUAGUGAAGUGGUUAGAGCAGGCUUCCUCAACCUUGGCCCGCCAGAUGUUUUGAGACUACAAUUUCCAUCAUCCCUGACCACUGGUCCUGCUAGCUAGGGAUCAUGGGAGUUGUAGGCCAAAAACAUCUGGAGGGCCGAGGUUGAGGAAGCCUGGGUUAGAGUGUCAGCCAAGGUCCAGGGAGACAGCUGGUAGAGCAUGUGACUCUUCAUCUCAGGAUCAUGGGUUGGAGCACUACACUUGGCAAAAGAUUCCUGCAUUGCAGGCGGUUGCAUUAGAUGGCUCUUGUGGUCCCUUCCAACUCAACAAUUCUAUGAAAUCUUCACCCAGCUAUAAAGCUAAUCUGGGUGACUUCAGGCCAGUCACUGUCUCUGAGUCUAACCCUACCUCGCAGGGCGGUUGUGAGGAUGAAACGGGGAGGAGGAGAACCACGUAAGCCGCCUUGAGCUCUUUGGAUGUUAGGUGGGGUAUAAAUGUCCUCCUCAUCAUCCUUGUCAUCAUCAGAGGCCUUGCCUGGACUUCGGCCUGAGGUCGAGCUGCGUCACUGGCUGCUGGAGAUGCCCCCGUUAUCCUGGCUGUGAUGCCCAUCACGGACUUAACCAUGCCAGAGGGCUGACCUUCUUUUCUCUCUCUUUCUCUCGCCUUCCCCCUCAGGCCGGAUUUUAGACAUCCCGUGCAAAGUGUGUGGGGACCGCAGCUCCGGCAAGCACUACGGCGUCUAUGCCUGCGACGGCUGCUCCGGGUUUUUCAAGCGAAGCAUCCGAAGGAACCGCACUUACGUCUGCAAAUCUGGGAACCAGGUAUUCACCCCCAGCCUCCUUCCGCCCACUUGCUCUCCGUUCGGGGCCAAAGCCAUUCCUCGCUUUUCUGGGCGGGCCCAACCAGGGGAGGAGCUCGCGAUCUCCAUCCCCCGUUCAGUGGGGCGGGAGGUCGAGGGGGCGGAGUGAAGCCGGCUUCGGAGGCCGAGGAGUCUGGAGUGGCUGGAAGAGGAACAGCGAAGGCACCAUCACGUGGAGGAGACUUAAGCAGAAGGGGUCGGGAGGUUGGCUGCGGAAAGAAGGAGCUUUUUGUAAACCGCCUGGAGUUCCUGUCAGGGGAAAAGGCGGCGUCCAAAUAUUAGACCACUUCAGAAUCCAGGCACAGGUCGGAACGCUCCCCAAUAGAAAAAGAAAAGAACUCCCUUCAAAUAGAAAUCUAGUAUAGCAGGCUGGACUGGAACAUUUCUCCUCGUUUUCUACUUGCAGGAAAUUUUGUUUUUUUCCCCCAGAGGGGCUUUUCAAAGCAGCCUGCAGGAUAUUCGACCAACUUUAGGACCCCGUUUCCACCAUCUAGUUCUGCUGCAACUGUAGACCGGGCCAGAGAACUUUGCUCUCCCGGAACGUUGCAUUGGGUGUUUUCCAUCGCUGCUGCCGAGUCCCUUGUUCCUGGGUGUGCUUGGAAGAUUCCUGGUAAACCAUGGGAUUUCCAACCACCAAGUUUAGGGUGGGGCUGCCAAACUCAGUUGGAACCAAAUUUAAUUAAAACUCGCUUUGCAAGAAACCAAAGAGGAUUUUUGGAGCAUUUAAAUGGCAUAGUUGCAACUUUGGUGGGUUUUUUUGGUGUGGGGGGUGUUUUAAAAAGAAAAUCUCAAAAACAUCCAUAUUUUGAUCUCUCUUUCUCUCUCCACCCCCGCCUUUCCCCCCUCCACAAAAGUUAAACAGCCCUCGAACAAAGGAGAAGGAUUCUUACAAAAUGAAUGGAAGGAUUAGAAGGGAGCUCGGGGGCUCGAGAACAAUCCAAAACUCAUUGUAAAACAAGCUACUUUAAAUACUGAGCAUUUCUUCAUUGCCUCCACUCACAGGCCAGUGAUCAUUUCAGCCUCUAACAGCCACACUCACAUGCCCAUUAUUCCCUGAGAAAAUGGAGCAGAACCAGUGAUUGAUUCCAAAGUAACCGAUUACUGCUGUUGGACAGCAGCAUGUGUACCAGGAAAGGAGCCCUGCUGGAAACCAAAGGGGACUUGCUUCUGAGUAGACAUGCAUGGGAUCCGGGUGCAGAUCUUUUGCAAAACAACUCUUUUCCUCUGCAUGCUUUGGCCACGGGGUGCGGGGAGAAGCCCUCAGAACAGUCAGAUUUGCUUCCGAGUAGAAAGGUGCCUAAGAUUGGGCUGCAAGCCACCAGCCUCUCGGUGCAAAGCUAAAGCAAUGCUGGCAAUUCACUCUGGCUCGCACGCUGGCAGGCGGCUCUCCCCUGCCUUUAACCGAGGUGUGGCAAAUGGAGGUUUAAAUGGGUGCAGCUCGCUUCGAAUUGUGGCGCAGCGGUUGCAUGUACAGAUAAACUCCGGCCAAAAUCCACCGGACCUUGCUUGGCCAGAGGAUUGGAGGGAGUGUAGCUCAGCGGCAGAGCGUCUGCCUCGCCCAUAGAAAAUCCCAGGCGCAAUCCCUGGUGUCUUCAGGAAGGUCCUGCCUGAAACAGGAAAGCAGCUGCCAGGCACUCUGGACAAAGCUAGACGAACCUCUGGUCUGGCACAGUCGAAUGCAACUGCCUCUGUUCCUAUGGCUGUUCUCUUGGGUUGCAAUAGGAGGAAGCCUUGUUUUGAGCCAAGUAAUGCAGGGAUUCCAGUAUAGCAGGGGUGGGGAAGCUCAGCUGGGGCGCUCCAGAUGUUGUUCAGCCUCAGCCAAUAUAGCCAUUACUGGGGGUGGUGGGCAUUAUGGUCCAGGAACAUCUGGAUGGCCACAGGUUCCCCAUCCUUGAAAGAGAGUGCAGUAGGGGAAGUGAUGCUUCGGAGGGCAUUUAAUAAAGGAAAACAGUUUCUUUUGGUGAUCGUUAAGGAGAACAUCAUCGUCUCCAGCUGCCUUGCUCAAAUAAGCUGAGGGGUGCACGAAAGUGGGUUCAGCUUUGAUGGCUUGGAUUAAUGUUCCCAGGCUAAUACAUCUGAUAUUACAGUGAAAUAAUACAGAGGGCAGCUUAGCCUUUCUGGUCCUUUGCUCGAUUUUGAAAGGGAAUGGGGGAACUGAGAAAUCAAAGGGCACAAUCUAGCGAAAGUGAAGCGCCAUUGAUUUCAAUGGGGGAGUAAAGCGCAUGUCUACUGAGAAGUAAGUCCCACUGAGUACCCUUGGUCUUUCUCCUAACUAAGUAGGUAUAAUGAUUGCAGCUUCCAUCUAUCCUACUUAAAGGUGACUUAGCGGCACUUAGCUUUGGUUGGAUCCUGCCCCAAGUUCAUACCAGCUCCCUCCGAGUCUGAACCCUCAGAUUUCAAACACCCACCCACAGCUCAGCAGGUGAUGUAUUCUGCACCCCAAAUCCUAAUCAUAGCGUCCACGCAAUCCUAUAGGACUGCACCCUCAGUCUGUAAAGUCUAUUUAGUAGUCAGGUUCAGCUGAGGUCUGGGCGCCUACGGCUCAACUAAAACCAAAUCUCUAAGGAAAUUUCUCGAAAGAAAGAUGUCCGGAAUUUUUAUUUUGUUUUUCUGGCAGCCACGUUGUUUGACACAGAUAUCCUGCUCUUUACCUUAGGCGGUUAGGUGGAAAUCAGUGGGACCAUUUAUUUAUGACUCUGCGGGAAAAGCAAGGGGCAAGAGACCGAGGAAUACGCGAGAGGAAGAAGAUACCGGUACUUUCUAGGGCGGCAGGUGGGAAGCUGGAGGAUCGUGAUCAAAGGCUCCAAGUGCCAGGGAGCUGUCCCGGGUGCUGAAGUCCAUAUAGAGAUUUUAGAACGCCCCUUUAAUGCUUAUUCUUCCCCAGGGAAUUUUCAUAGAGCCCUGGGAGGGCAUCAUUCUUCUUUUUCUGGCAAUCAUCCAGCACAGGUUCUAAAAGAAGUGAGAGUGGCAGAAGGGAGAAAGGGUCUACACAUCUUAGUAGGAUCCCCAGACACCUUCCUGUUUCAGAAUUUCCUUACUGAGACUCACGUUUUGUCCCCCUUUUCAGAAAUAUGUCUCUGUUUUUUAGGGAGGCUGCCCAGUGGACAAGACGCAUAGGAAUCAAUGCAGGGCAUGUCGGCUGAAGAAAUGCUUGGAAGUCAACAUGAACAAAGACGGUACUUGUGCAUCCUUCCUCCUCCACCACCACCCCUCAAAAAAUACCCAGAGAGAAAUGGAUAGCAAACAUAUCACGGGCUUGUGAAAACUAUUGUCCAGAGAAUGGAUCUGUUCUUAGGGUUCCUAUCAAUAUUGACAGUCUCCCAAAAUUCUCUUCCUGUGACCUGUCCUGAGUAACUUUCUUUUCACUUUAGAAAGCUAAACCUCUUAAUCUGCCUAUAUUUAUGGCUUGCAAGUAACUGUCCACAAUCAGACCCUUUUGAAAUACAACUACUGACAAGGAAAAUGAUUGCUAUCUUAAAUGACACUUUAAAGGCUGCAAUCCUAUGCAAUCUUGCCUGGGAGUGAGAAUCACCGAACUCAGUGAGACUUAUUUCCAAGCAGACAUGCAUGGAAAGACUGCAUACAAAUAAAAAAUGAAGAGCUCCCAGGUAUGUCAGUCAGGUACGGUCAGUAGGACCGUAUAUCAGGAAAUGGACCCAAGAACCUCAAACAAAAGCUGUUAAAUGUCUACACUGACAGGGUCCCAGAAUUCUGAUCAGUCAUCCUUCCAGCAGGGCACAAUUUCAACUUAUCCUGGCUGAUAAAGCAAAUCCAGCUGCCCCAUCAAGCAAGUGAUUGCUGCUCACAGGGUAUGUGUGUGCAAGUGCAGGUUUGCCUUGGAUGCUUCUACCUGCAGUCCAAAGAUCUGCCUUUCCAAUGCGCAUAUUGGUUAUAGAUGCCACUGCACAUAGGAGAGCCAACAUCUUAAUCAGUGAUAGGGAGCCUUUGGAUCUCCAGAUGUUAUUGGACUAGAAAUCCUAUCAGCCCUGACAGCUGGCCAUUCUACUGGGAACUGAAGCCCAAAGAUAUUUGGAAGGUCCCGGGUUUCCCAUGCCUGAUGAGAGUGAGUGGGUGUAGGUUGGCAGGGACAAUAUGCACCUGUGCAUCUAGAGGAGCAUCAUCUAACUGAUAUUACAUUAUUGCUGCAUUAGUGUUGAUCAGGUUUGGGUUACCUUUGGCCUUCUAGAUGUUGCUGAAUUACAGCUCCCAUCAUCCCUGGCCAUUGGCCAUGCUUCCUGGGGCUGAUGCAAGUUGCAGUUCAGCAAGCUGUGGACGGCCAAAUGUUCCCCACUGCUGGUAGAUGAAAGUACAUAUCUUCAUUUCCAUGAAGUUGUCCUGGUAAUCAAACACUUCUUUUCUCCACGCUCUAAAAUGAGGCUAGGAUGCUUUACUUUUCCCUGUGUCAGGCAAUUAAUUUGAAUUAGAGCUACAAAAAUAAGAGAUUCUCUGCUGCUCAUAUCUAAGUUACAAUAAUCAAUAUAUAUUUGAAUACUGACUACGCGAAAAGAAAAGCUGUCCAUUUUUUUGUGAUAUUCCUGUUGUGGUUGUGGUUGUCUAUAUUGGAAUUAUGUUCAUUUACCUUGAAUACUAGAGAGGCUGCUUAAUUUGUCAGUUAUUCAGUUUUGUAAGCAGCAAGUGUUUGUCUCUUUAUGCUUUUUAUGUUUCAUGUGAUCACUGAAUAUUUGAAUCCUCCCUUAGUCAUAAUUUAAAAUAGUUCCAUAUCAUUGGGGAUUUGACGCUGAAUAUUUGAUCAGUUAGUUCACAUUACUAGAUGAAAUUCAGCUCCUACCCUAAAACAAACUCUUUAUUCCUGCUGCCCCCUCAUUCCACAUCUUUAAUUCUCUAAAGAUCCCUUGCCUAACACAUUAUUUCUUUCCCUCAACAUAGAAUUGCUGUAUGAGUUUCACUUUCCUCACAGAAGUUAUACCAUGUAUUCAAUUGCUCUUCACUCUCAAGAAUUAGAACAUAUAUGAGCAUGUCAUGACAUCACAGCAAGUCAACAAAUAGUGAAGCAGUGCUUGAAUAUAGCAAACAACCACCAGAGUUUAGCAUCUUUAUAUAUGAUUAGAGAUGUAUCGCACAGCAAGUUAAUCCCAUUAGAAGUUUUCAGUGGGCUUCGAAAAUAUUUUUUUUUUCAAAUUCCAAGUAGCAUGCUAAUGCAGGUUUUUAUUCCCAGCUGUUCAACAUGAAAGGGGACCAAGAACUUCCACAAUAAGGAAACAAGUCGCUCUGUAUUUCAGAGGACACAAGGAGGAUAAUGGAGCCACGCCACAUUUCCCCUCUGCAGCCCUACCUGCCCCAGCUUUCUUCACUGCUGUUACUCAGCUGGAACCUCACAAUCUAGAACUGGCUGCAGUUUCUACAACAUCUGAAAGGCAGACCUUGGUGGGUCUGGCUCAACCAACUCCAAAGGUCAGCUCCUUCUCCUUCUUGAUUCAGGGGAAAUGCAUCAUUAUCCUGAGAGACUUUAGAAAAAGAAACCAGACCUUGCGAUAGUGGUAUGGAAUGAGGCCUCCUCAAUCUGAUUCCUCUUCAUUUUGCUUGUGCAGCAAUUACUUCCUGGUAAAUUAAUGAUGCUAUAUUUGUGAAAGCAAGACUUUUGCACAAUGCAUUGGAGUAAAAAUGAAGGAAGUCUCAGUGGUGUUUACUUCCUCAGAAGCCUCUUCAGGAUUGCGGCCUAAAUCAAUAGUAAAUUAUUUACCGUAUGUCUUAAAAUAUUAUGCAUAUUGCAAAGUUACAUGAUUGACAUGUCUGGUGUACCAUGUGGGAGUAAAUUGGUCAAGCCAUAUGAACCAUACUGCAUAUUGGUUCCUUUUCAAUGCUAGCAGUUAUCCUGGUAGGUGUUCCAAACUGCCAGAUAGUUCCAAAGUCAUCAGAAUGCCUUUAGGAUGGAGCACAGAUGGGUGGUCUUCAUUCUUACUACUUAUUCAUUUACUGUAUUUAAUUAAAGUAUUUAUACGCCACCCUCUCACAAAAGAUCAGGGUGGUGUACAGCAAUGUAAAAACCUUUAAAAGCAAUAUGAACCUAUCAUUAAAAUUGUUAAACCAUACGAUUGUCAUGCUCAAUUUCCACCCAUUAAUGUAAGGAGGAAUAGUUUCACAUGAUGGCACGGCUGCAAACUUGUUGCUAGAGGCUCCAGCCCAAGCAUAGGGCGUGGAAUUCAAGGUACCACAAGGUACCACUAUUACAAACGUUCCAACUGUGCAAGCUUGCAAGAGAAAAUCCAACCACUACCCCCCUGUGUGCUAUUCUGGGGGUUUUCCUGACCCUGCGGGAACCAAUUUCCUGGGGCACCUGGAGGAGGAGAGGGGGGAAAGUCCCACCUUCUUGCCAAGUUAAAUCAACAUCUCUCACAAACUGAGUCAGGACUGAGAACCAAGAUAGAUGAGAUGCCGAUUAGGUGGUUUUUUUGGGGGGGGGACAUAAAUGGGGGGACAAUCUGUAAUGGGACCAAGGGCAGGGCAGGGGCUAGGGGGGGCUUAAAUCUUUUGCCUCUUGCUGUAGUCCCAAUCUGAAUCAGCCCCCAACACUAUUGGCUGGGAUUUAAAAAAAUUAUUUGCUGCCUGCCAUGUGAGCAUUUCAAGGUGCUACAUAUCACAAAACAUUUCAAGAUGCUGUAUAUCAUAACGUAUACAGUUGCAUUUAGAAUCAAGUUCAAUCAAGCUGUCAGUGGAAUGCUUAAAAUUCAUCAGAUAGCAAAGACCGUGAUGAACAAAAACAUUUUACCUUGCGGUAAAAAUGUUUCAGUCAGUGAGUGCCUUAUGUCUGAGUGAGACAUUUAUUCUCUUGCAUUUAUAUUCCACCUCUCUCCUUGUCAUGGAAUGCAAGCGGUUGUCAGGUGCUCCCCAAUCCAGGCGCCCAUGAGACCCAGAUCUGCUCAGCUUCACCAAGAUGGUGGCCCCAUGUGCCUUCAUGGGAAGCAUUAUAAGACAUCCGGCAAACCUGAAUUACCUUGCUUUGAGAAACAGAGUUUUACAAAUAUGUCAGGAUGUCCCAGUUUUAUUCUGACCAGUUUUAAACUGCUGCAGUAUUGACAGUGGAAUCCAAAUAUUGGAAGUACUCACAUAAUACUUAUUACUGAAGUAUAAGCAUAGUGAUGGUUACGGACAUUUCCCUCAAACACCGUAAUGUUUUCCCCCUGUAAUCCAUAACUGCCCAUUUUGGCCCAAAUUCAUCUCUGAGGUCUGGACUACAUAUGCAGCAGAAUAAGAGAAGGGGUGCAUUUUUGAAUGCUUCACCACAUAAGAAAAAUAAAUCCCCUUGCAAGAGGAAAAUGAGCACAUCAGGGACAGAAAAUCCAGCAUGGUCCUUCCUCUGACUGUGCUAGUUUUUUACUUACAGGGAGAAUGUUAUGUCAGGAAGCAUUUUAAAACACCCUUCACCUAUAGUCUGGAAUGGUAAAGUAUAUUCUACUAAAACUUCAUUCUGUUGCAUGUGUAGAUUUAGUCUGAGCAUCAACCUUCCUAAAUACAGGACCCACUUACUAUGCAUGAAGUGUGAAAGGCAGGAUGUGGUGCCAUUUAAGCACAUAUUCAGUUCUUCAGUUUGACUUUUAAUUGUGUAUUGCCUUGAUACUUGUCCAAAUCAAACAAAAUAUUUACCACUCACCCUACCAAAACUGAGUAUCUAUGUAAAUCAGCUUGGGGGGGCAUAUCUUAAGGUAGUUGGUUAAGCCAGUGGUUCCUAAAAUCUCACCCUACCAUUUUUCUUCUUUCUUUUGUUUUGCUGAUACCCUCCUUUGUAAGACCCACAUUCAAUAAUCAAGUACUUAAUUAAAUAAGCAGCUCUUUGUCAAACAUAAGCUCCUGCCUAUUACCUUCUGAAAUAUUUUUCAUGCAAUCUUUUAAUUUUAGUACCCACACGAAGUCAGUGGCACUCCCAUGUAUCUCUACGAAGUGGCUACUGAAUCUGUUUGUGAGUCUGCGGCAAGGCUUCUCUUCAUGAGCAUCAAAUGGGCUAAAAGUGUCCCUGCUUUUUCUACUCUAUCAUUACAAGAUCAGGUAAGAUUUAUAUAGAACUGGGGACGGGGGGAGGAAAUGACAACAUUUCUCUUAAGCAGAUUGCUCAGUAUUGAUUUAGGCCAUGUGAUUAUCAGUGCUGUUUUUAGCCAAGUGAUGGAUUAAAACAUAUACUUCAUCCAGUAUAUAUCCAGUAUAAUUUAAAAGGUUCCUUUCCAGUUGCCUUCUAUCAUAGUAUGAGUCUUGGCUUACUUAAUUAUAGAAGAUGAGCCUGCUGGAUCAGGCCAGCAGCCCAUCUAGUCCACCAUCCUGUUCUCACAGUGGCCAACUGGAUGCCUGUGAGACACCGGCAAGCAGAACCUAAGCAGAAUAGCACCAUCCGCUGCUGCUGCUGCGGUCUCCAGCAACCAGUAUUCAGAAGCAUAAUGCCUCUGACAGUGGAGGCUGAGCAAAACCAUUGUGGUUAGUAGCUUCACCUUCAUGAAUUGCUUGAGUCACCUGCAGCUGAUUGCAGAGCAAAACCCCUUCUGCAGAGCACCUGCUCUUUCUUUGUAGCACACCAUGUACUGCAGUGAGUUGCUUGGUUGGAGUUUGUGGUUAAUAUUCCUGGCUUUUAGUAGGGAAUUAGACUGGAUUUAUUUGUAAAGGGUUAGGUGGGUACAACAUUCAGAACAAUGGAGGGGGGGAAUAGUCAAAGUCAUAGCAUAACUGAAAACAAAGGCAAUCAUUAUCACGAAAGGUUACCAAACACAGUUAUAAGUCCCUGCCAAUGUCACUUGCCUAUUCUCUACAGUUUUAUGUGGGGGGGCAAGUCUUGGCAAGCCUCCAUGGAAGGUGAAAGAGAUCCACAAUGGUGGGGACCAUCAAAGAGAAAGCCUCGCUUAGGGUUGCCAGAUGUCUGGAACUUCCCAGACAUAUACAGAAUCAGCAGCAGUGUCUGGGUGAAAAUCGGUAAAAUGUCCAGGAAAAUCCAGACGUACAGCAGCCCAUGUUGGCAGCUCAAAAAUGGCAUUUUAUUUUUUGCAGUUUUGCCAAAACUAUAAAAAAAGGUCAACAACUUUUCUGUCCAGAUAUUCACUGAAAUAUGGCAACCCUAGUCUUGCUUCAUGUCUUAGUUCAGGGGUGUUCAGGCAGACGGCAGACGUGUUGCUUUUUAAAAUCUUCAAGAAGCCCAUAAGAGUUAAUCAAACUGAUUGUUUGGGUAAUGCUUGCAGUUUAUUGAUGUUAGCACAUUCCAUCGCCACCCCAAAACCAACUUGGUUGGCAGAAACUCGCACAUGAUCCCUUGCAGGAAGGUUUGGGGCCUCCAGCAGAUGGCCAACUCAAUGGGGAUUGCAUGAAGGUGUCAUUUUUUUAUUUAUUUCUUUGAGAUGAUUCCUCCAGGUGGGGGUAUGCAGGACUGCUGAGAUUUGCAUACUAAAGGUGGCUCCAAAAAGAGCAUCUGGAAAUGCAGAAACCAUGUUAGCAACAUAUAUGCCUCCACAUGGAGCUAACAUUUAAUACAACUGACUUUUCCGUGUGAUCUGUUGGAGCAAGAGUUCAGUGGUGCCCUGUGCACUCAAGGCAGACUAUAUGUGUUGGAGCCCCUAAGCAUCUGAACUGUGGUGGUGUUACACUCAUGCACUGUUGAAAUCAGUGGGACUCUAGUUAGUCAUGUGCCUCCCUUCUCCCUCUGAUGUCAACAGAACUUAGGCUUGCAUCAGGGCUUCAGCUACCUUGAUUCAGAUUGGUAUAGGAGUGGACUAUGUUUCUCAAAGCCAGUGGUUCCCAAUUGGUGGUCCAAGGACCCAAGGGGGGCCAUGUAACCCACCCAGGGGGGUCCAUGGCACAAUUCACAUAACAAACACUACCAGAGAUUUCAAAAGUAGGGGGUCCAUCGCUUGGCUUUUGAAAAACAGGGGGUCCACGGUACUUAGCUAGUUUAUAUUUUUUUGAUAGCCAUAUUCCCCCUCCCUAAACCCCCCAAAACCUGACUUGUUUUAAACAAUGUCAACUUAAAUUGAAUGUGAGCAAUAAGAGCAUUAGCAAUCCUAACUCCCGUUGAAUUAAAAUGGUGCUUACCUUAAAGCAAGCAAUCAUCUCUCUGUUUCUUCCUGCCUUAUGGAAAAGAUUACAUAUUCCCCUAAUUAAAUUAGUUGCAAUACCCCAUCCUCCACAUUCUCCCUUCCAGUGCAAAUGCCCUGCCACCAGCAUGGGUGACUUCUAAUUAAGGCAAGGCUUCGUUUGCUUUACCACAGAACUUUCUCCAAAGAACAUACUAAUUGAGGAACUGAGACCUAGAAAAGUAAAGGGGGAAGAAACAUUCUCAGAAAUGAGAGUCUCAUCAAUAGACAAGGAAUGGCUUAGUGCAGAUUAAAGUGAUCACUGAACAGAUCUCUGUAAAAUAGGCCUAUUAUCCAUGUCAGGAAUCAGAUUAUCCUGUCAUUUUAAAUGAACUGGCUGCAUAUCUAACAUUCAAAAUUAAAGGCAAGUUGCAUGAAUUGUUACAUGAAAUUAAUCCCUCUUUUAAAGCCCAAGGAUUUCAUUAACUGCACCAUUAUCCUCUCUGGGCUUUAUAGACCAGACUGUGAGUUGCAAAGUUUUGGCUUACCCAAAAUUCUGAACUGUGGAUUUUUGUUUAGACAUUUUUCUUCUGCUGUCCUCCCACUUACAUCAAAUGCAAGUCAUAGGUCCAAAAAUCAUGGUCAGUAAUGAAGGAGACAGAAAACAAAGAAGCUGUUCCUUAUACUUAAAUUAUUCUGUUGUUUAUAACUUAGUCAUUUGCACCUUAACUUGAGAACAGCAAAGGCUUUACCUGCCUACUGCACACCUCCUAUUAUCGUAGAUGCUGCACUCAGCUAUGGGGGAAGAUGUUGUGGCAUCUUCAGUGCCAAAGUAAGAUUCAGCUGCCUGUCCAAUUGGAUUCUGUAUGUGGAACAGGAAUGCAGUGUCUGUCUUCUCCUUUGCCCCAGACAGCAAAAUAUUUUGGGCCAGCAGAGUGACUGGUCCUCAAAACACUGGAGAUCGACUUUGUCAAUAUGGGAAGGUUGUCAAAUGUUGAGUCCCAAGGAGCUAUCAGGAAUCUCAAAGUCAGAUAGGAAGGUCACCUCUGGAUAAUUUUGCCUCCCCAAGGCUGGGAAACUUGUGAGUUUUGGCCUUCUCCUGACCAGUGGAGAAUGGGGUGGGGCUUCAUACACAGCUGAGCAGCUUUGUAGCAGGUUAGCCAACAUUACCACCACCUGGUGGCUGAAUACCAUCAUUAUCCAUAGAAGUGGUUGUCAGUGAAACCAUAGUAGGGUUGCCAUAUUUCAGAAAGUGAAAAUGUGGACACAAAAAUAAAGUUACCAGAUUCUUUCCAGUGAAUCCGGGGACACUUUUCAACUUCCUACUAAAUAGAUGGAUUUGGUCAGGGGACUGAUUUCUAAAUCCAGGGACUGUCCCCGGGAAACGGGGACAUCUGGUAACCUUACACAAAAGUUGUUGUGUGCCGGCAUGGGCUGCCAUACAUCUGGAUUUUCCUGGAAAUUUCAGCGGUUUCCCGACCGGAUGCUGCUUAAGGGGGGCUUAUGUCCAGGAAAUUCCAGACAGCCCUAUUGUACAGUAGGGAGAACAGCACCAAGGAAUGCAGGAGGCCCAAUUAAUUACAAUGUCUUCUGGUCCCUUUUGUCCAGUAUUUGACAAGCUUUGUGUGGAGCUAUACUGACAAAAGACUUGUGUAACACCAGCGCUACCUGUGCAAUCCACGCAACUGCUUUAGCCCAAUGGACCAGGCCUGUCCUGGAGAGAGAAGAAGGUACCUGGAACCACAUGCGGCUACCUAAACAAACCCAAGGAGAAAUGAUUAUCUGCAAACUCUAUACAAAUUAUAAUAAAACUUGUAUGGUAGUCAUUUGCUUCCCUAACCAGAUCAAUUUAUUACAUUACAUUGGGACAAAUGACUAUAAGAAGGUUGCAAAAACAAAGAGGAUGCUUGAUUGUGGAAGUCAAAUUCAGUCUGAAAAAUAGGUGUGUCUCCUCCUCACCCCCCAAUAUUUUCAGUGAUGGAAGAAAGAAAAUAGCCUGGAUGGACAAUGUUCAUUUUAUAUAAAGAGUAGUGCUUUUGUGCAACUUUCACAUGUGGAAUGCAAGAAGAGCUUCAUGUAUUUAUGGUUUUAUGCAGUACCUUACAGCUGAAGCCAUACCUUUCAAGCAGCACCCCAGCAUUAAAUAGGUGGCAUUUUAUAAUAUCCAUGGAUGCUCUUAAUCAAGAUGAGAAAGCGAGAACUAAAAUGUCCCCGGCAGGAGUGGGGAUGGGAGAAAACAGCGCAGGCAUUUUAAAGCCAUUUCUAAAACAACAGAAAUUUACAUAGUGAAAUUGUUUAUCAAUCUAUAAAUUAUACACCAUGUUAUAUCGUACCUCUAUUGUAUGACAGCUGAUGCUUUUGGAAGAUGCUUGGAGGGAACUGUUUGUUCUAGGAAUAGCACAAUGGGCCAUUCCAGUUGAUGCUAACACUCUACUGGCUGUAUCUGGUAAGAAUUGCACAAUUUAAUGACUUUGUUAUAGAAAUUACCAUAAAAAUACAUUACUGAAAAAAAGGACAACAUGUAAAGAAUAACAAAUCCCUUCUGAACAAUAGAGUAUACCUGUCAUUUAUAAAUCUAUAUUUAAAUGCAAAUAAUGUUGUUUUGUUGCAUUCACGACUGCUUGCAUUGUCAUUUAAAUGCAAAUUACUGUGUUUGUUAUCAUCCAACAGAAGAUUUCAUACUAACUUUCCUACAUUAUAGUUAGUUUUGUGUUGAAGCGGAUCUCAAUGUAACAAUGGAAUAGCUAUUGAUACAUGUGAUUUUUAUUUUUAUUUUUUGCAGAAAUCAAUCCAUAAAAUACAUUCAGAUGACCUAUUAGUGUAUUUAUUUCACAUGUUUGUGUUCCAGGAAUGAAUGGAGACAACACAGAUUCUCAAAAGCUGAAUAAGAUUAUCUCAGAAAUACAGGCUUUACAAGAGGUUGUGGCUAGAUUUAGACAGCUUCGGUUAGAUGCUACAGAAUUUGCCUGUCUCAAAUGCAUCGUCACUUUUAAAGCUGGUAAGGGGAAUAUAAAAAUAGCCUUUUGGGCAUCUAUCAGUAGGCUGUGCAGUGGCCAAGUAUCCUACCUCCAAUAGCAGAUUACAACGAACAUCACAGAUUAAUGAUGUGGGCUGAAGUGCAGAGCCACUUCUCAACUGGGACACCCAGAAAAUUCCAAUAUAAAAUGAGUACCAAUCCUUGUUCCUUGAGAUGGGCUCUUCUAAAAUUCCAUGGAUUACAGGGGGCUUUUUCAGGAAAGCAAUUGUCUUCUCAGUUGCUGAAGAAUUUAGCAUAUUGGUAUCUUGAUGAGUCUGAGCAAUUUUGUAUUGCAGAGACUACUGGGGGCAGACCUAUAAAACCCUCAAUAGCUUGGGUCCAUCAUACUUAAGAGUCAUGUCUCCCUUUUCAUCCUAUUGUGAACUUUAUGAUUGACCAAGACUGGCCAUCUAAAUGCUGCCUUCCACACACCAUAUUUGGUGAGAAUAAACGUUCGAAGAUGGAUUCCGGUAUAUUCUCAGCCCUUUAAUGUUCACCAAGGCCCAAGCCUGAGUAUCUUGUCAAAGGAAGUCCGCAAGGUUUUUAUUUGGUUGGCCAUUGGAGGUUGAAAUGAAAACAAGUAACAGUGUUGGUCUCAUCUGUUUAAUGCUGCUAACUGAAAAUGUGACACUGCUUUACACUUAUUAAAAUUUGCGGGAGCUUUCAGGGUGGGACACAUGUUGACAAACUGAAAUUCUAGAAUGCCAUAAGCAGUGAAAUGGAAUCACCAAGAUGUGCCUUCAUGCUUGUAGGUGGUGCUAUGGAGUUAAGUGGUGAAGUGUAACAUUAGUUGGCAUCGAGUUAAUAUUGACUGUUCUGAUUAAUAAGUGAAGAGUGGUCAAUCUGCUUUUCAGUACCUACGCAUAGCGGUUCUGAACUCAGAAGUUUUAGAAAUGCUGCAGCCAUUGCAGCUCUUCAAGAUGAAGCUCAGCUCACCCUGAACAGCUACAUUCAUACUAGGUGAGGACACUAGAUUUGAAUACAUUUUUUUUUCCAAGCUCUUAAUUUGCUGUACCUGCAGUAAGUUUAUUCAUCCCAGGCAAAUAAUUCAGAUGAAAGGGGAAAGAGAAAUAAAGGGCGUAAUGUUUAAUGAGAAUUUAAAACAACAACAGCACAGAAAGCUUCUCUCUCUUCACAAUCAGAUUUCAGUUGUACCUUGGAUCCCAAACGCCUUGCAAGCCAAACAUUUUGGCUCCCGAUCGCCACAAACCCAGAAGUGACUGUUCCGGUCUGCAAACUAUUUUGGAAGCCGAAUGUCCAAUGGGGCUUCCGCGGCUUCUGAUUGGCUGCAAGAGCUUCCUGCAGCCAAUCUGAAGCCACGCUUUGGUUUCCGAACGUUUUAGAAGUCGAACGGACUUCCGGAACGGAUUCUGUUCGACUUGCAAGGUACAACUGUAUUAGCAUUUUUAAGACACUUUGCUUCUGUGAAGUGGCUUUUAAUCUGUUGUGUAAAUGAGAGCUGGCUUUAGCCUGGAAUUUCAACCUUGUUGAGUUUUGGAAUGCUUUCAUGGGUGAAAAUUCAUAUUUUUAGAAUUUUGACUAAUUUUUUUGUGGUGGGGGGGAGCAUGUUACAUCAUCAAAGUGUAGAAUCAAGCUACAGUUCUGCAGGUAACCAAUCCCACUGAUUUCAAAUGGGAGGACCUCAUGGCUGUGCAGAGAUCUGAGCCAGUCCAGCAUUCACUCCAUCCACUAUACCAGCAGUGGGCAGCAGAUAAAUUGAAAUCUACUGGAAGAUCUCUGGGAUUUGUAGUAGGUUGGCAAGGGUUUCCAAUUCCCGAUUUUCUGAUAGCAAAAAAGCCCUCCUCUCAUUAGUCUGCUGAAACAAAGAAGGGGGACAGAAUACUGGAAUGGCAUUGUGGGCAGAAAAGACUGGGAAGCAGUUCUGGUACUGCAAAUUUCUGGGCUGAUCGUGUGUUCAGAGGUGCCCAUAAGUGUAAUUCUAAUGUGUAUCUAUCCCAUGAGUUACUAUUGUGUACAUUAGUCUGAUUGAUUUCUAGUAAAAAAAAAAAAAGUAGAUUCUACAAGCCUGAAGUCUGUCCACCUUUGAACUUUACCACAUUCAGAUUUCUUAAAGUAUACUAUUUUGUUGACAUUUUGAUUGUUGGCUUUCACAAAGGCAAUCAACAGCAUAAAAAAUAUUAUGAGUGUUAUUUAUAUCCAUAGCAGUAACUCUCAUGCUUGCCUUCCAGGUACCCCACACAGCCCUGUCGCUUCGGGAAACUCUUGUUGCUUUUGCCAGCUUUACGUUCGAUUAGUCCCUCCACAAUAGAAGAAGUAUUUUUCAAAAAAACCAUUGGGAAUGUGCCAAUCACAAGACUGCUUUCAGAUAUGUACAAAUCCAGUGACAUCUAGACUGACCUGGGGGGGAGCAAAUGAGAAUGAUCAGGGUCACCAUUUCUGAAGAACUUCUUGAUCAAUGGAGAGCAAGCCUCAGCUAACAAACUCUACAAGAAGCUGGAGCCUGG
This is a messenger RNA of Podarcis lilfordi (Lilford's wall lizard), 19472 nucleotides long. Lineage: Eukaryota; Metazoa; Chordata; Lepidosauria; Squamata; Lacertidae. The record is from the annotation of a GenBank genome assembly.